AAUCAUUUUGUGUUAUGUUGUCUCUCUGUAGCCCUUUGUGUCCCCUUGUUGUCAUUUGAUGUCUCUUUGAUGUCACUUUCCAUCUCUUUUCGGUUACUUUAAGACUCUUUUAACAGAUCUUGCUGUCAUCUAGUGUCUCUCAGAUGAUGUCUUGUCCCCUGACGUCCAUUUAAUCUUAAAUAUAUUCUUCUUCGCACCUUUCAGACUCGUCUCUGUCGAGGAUGAGCCCCUGCUCGGAGUUGGGGAAAACCUGUAACCCGUGUCUGGACGCGGCGAAGUCGUGUAAUCUGAACGAGACGUGCAAACGCCUUCGAUCUGCAUACAACUCCAUCUGCAGCAAGGCCACGCCCCCUCAGUCCACGCCGGCCAAUCAGGAGCCCUGCAGCCGCAAGAGGUGUCAGAAGGCUCUGCGUCAGUUCUUCGAGCGAGUCUCCUGGGAGCUCAGCUACCCCCUGCUGUUCUGCUCCUGCUCGGAUCAGGCCUGCGCUGAGCGCCGCCGCCACACCAUCGUCCCGUCCUGCUCCCACCAGGAGAGAACCAGGCCGUCCUGCCUGGAGCUGAGGGCCAACUGCCGCUCUGACGCGCUCUGCAGGUCUCGUCUCGCUGACUACCACAUGAACUGCCGGCCGACGCCCCACAGCGUCACCAGCUGCCCCAACGAACACUUCCACGGCUGCCUCAUGGCCUACGUGGGCCUCAUCGGUGAGUGA
This is a messenger RNA of Gymnodraco acuticeps, 710 nucleotides long. RefSeq names its product GDNF family receptor alpha-2-like. Gene Ontology annotation, biological process: nervous system development. Bases 222 to 710 code for a protein of 162 amino acids. Gene Ontology annotation, cellular component: signaling receptor complex; external side of plasma membrane. The transcript is spliced from 3 exons. Gene Ontology annotation, molecular function: signaling receptor activity. Lineage: Eukaryota; Metazoa; Chordata; Actinopteri; Perciformes; Bathydraconidae. The record is from RefSeq and is a predicted model, not a curated record.